AUUCCCAAACGACGACGCAUUAAAGCCACAUCCAAACCCAAAGCCACACACUUUCUCUCAUUCUCUUGUAUUCUAUUUUCUAUGGCUGUGUCUGAUGCUGUGAUGAGUAACCUAACGGUGCUCUAUGUGGCGGUGAUCGCGUGUAUUAAGGCCUACGGCUUCCUGUGUGGACGCAGCUUCAGCGGCUGGUUUGUGCUCGUUGUGUCCACCGCCGCGGUGGCGCUGAUUCUCGUUGCCACGCUCACGUGGGACGUGUCUCGCAAGGCCACGUAUGCAUUCGCCACCGAUCAGCCUCCUCCGCCGCCGCACCACACCCACGAAGCGUGUAAAGGAGGCAUCUGCUGGCACGGCGUGGCGGUGCGAUCGCCGGCGUCGCAGGUUCGCUUCAGACUCCCCCAGAAUCUUCCUUACACAACUUUGUAAUUAACAACUACCAUCAUCAGCAGCACAAUAUGCGACACACAGAAACGAGGGGGGUGGGGUUAGUAACAGUUUCUUAAUUUCUUUUUUCUUUUUUUUUUCUUUUGGGUUGUCGGUUUCAGUUUUUUUUUUUUUUUUUAAAUAUACGAUUAGGUUCAUAUUUCAUAUAUACAUAUAUGAUGGAUUAACCUUUAGUAACUUUUUGAGAAGGGGACAAGAAUUGAGAGUGGUGGUAUAUGCAGUUUUUUUUUUUUUUUUUCGGAUAGUUUUGUUAAAAAUAUUAGUUGAAGGGAUUGAAUAACACAAUUUCUUCCUCCUUCCUUCAAGUUUCUUUUAUGACUGAAUUAACUUUAUAUCUUUCGGACGGUAUUGUAAUUAUUAGUUAUGUGUGUA
Molecule: messenger RNA, 813 nt
Organism: Glycine soja
Lineage: Eukaryota; Viridiplantae; Streptophyta; Magnoliopsida; Fabales; Fabaceae
Exons: 1
Source: RefSeq, a predicted model, not a curated record